Chara braunii is the source of this 799-nucleotide messenger RNA. NCBI's taxonomy places the organism in Eukaryota, Viridiplantae, Streptophyta, Charophyceae, Charales, Characeae. The record is from the annotation of a GenBank genome assembly.
ACAAUGAAGAGAGAUUGACGAUGUACACGACAUGAGCGAAAACUUUGUUGUGAGAGAAUUGCUCGACAGCAGUGUUGCGAUAGAAUUAUGUGACAACAACAUUGAGGAGGAAUCUAGCCACGACGAUGAUGAGGAGGACGAAUCGAGCGACGACGAUGAAGAGGAGGAGGAAUUGAGCGAGGAUGAGGAUGAGGAAGACACCGACUCUGAGGAUGAUGAAAAAAAUGACGAGUCAGAAAUUAAUGUCGAUAUGUUCAAAAAAAGUCGAUCUGGAAAACUUUUAGGAGAAGCGAAGCAGAUAGUAGCACAGAAGGUGAGAAGAGGAUUGUACAACAAAUCAAGCAAGAGUGAGAAACCUUCUUACAUUUUGGGAAAGCGCGACAGGAACGUAUGCGUGUACAAUAAGAAAACUAACUACCACGUGAAUAUGACGAAUGUCGAAGUGAUUCUCAAGGAAGAUUGCCGCAAGUCCAAAUGUUACAAGAAGUUCACGGCAGAAGAUGUUUUCUACAAGCGAAAAGAAUUUUAGGCGAUGAAACAACCUGAGCAAGUCAACUUUCUUCUCGGAGAGAUGAGGGUUGCGUCGUAUUUUUCGGAUGAUGGAGAUUUAGAGGUGUUAAGAGUGACAUUCAACGGCAUAAAGGUUUGCACAAAAGCGUGGGGAAAGUUGUACGGAUGCUCGACUACAUGUGUUGCAAAGCUGCGCAAAGACUUAAGAGACGGACUAGUGUUGUACGAGCAUGCAAACAAGGGAUCAGUCGGAUUAUCUGCUUCAUCACAACAAAUUCUGGCCUGGUUG